GGCGGACCGUAUCUGUCGGACGCUGCUCUGCGUCACUUCCUCCCCACGUGAAGCUCUCCGGACAUGUGAGCAGGAGAGAAGCUUCACUUCCAGACCUUCAUACUCUCCUCUUUAUAUCCUCCUCUUCAUACUCUCCUCUUCAUAUUCUCCUCUUUAUAUUCUCACCUUAUGAUCAUCGAUCGCAGCAGCAUGGAGUCCGCAGAGGAGGAGGAGGAGGAGGUGCUCGGUCAGUCCGAGGAGGAAAACAGCGAAUUAUCAGACAAUGAGCUUCAAGUAGCCUUUGCUAAAGGGUUGUUGAAACCAGGGAUGAACGUUCUGGUGGCUAAACCCAAGAAGAUUGUCAACAAUACGGAGGGUUUGAAAGGCUGCCUCGCUGACUUCCGUAAAGAGCUUCCCUGGGCGGAGCGGCUGGAUCUGACCAACCCGCCGGCUGAAGACAUUAUUUCCAAGGCUGAAGGGAAAGUUCCUAAUGCGGCCAACGGAGACAUCAACGCAGACGACGAUUUCCAGAGGGAGAUGUUCUUCUACCGUCAAGCUCAAGCUACAGUCCUUGAGGCGUUGCCGCUUUUAAAAAAGCACAACAUAUUCACCAAGAGGCCGGAGGAUUACUUUGCAGAGAUGGCCAAGUCGGAUCAGCACAUGCAGAAGAUCAGGAAAAAGCUCAUUUCCAAGCAGAUGAUAAUCGAGAAGUCAGAGAAGGCCAAGAAACUGCGUGAGCAAAGGAAGUUUGGCAAAAAGGUCCAAGUUGAAGUGAUCCAGAAGAGGCAGAAAGAGAAGAAGGCCAUGAUGUCCGCUGUAAAGAAGUACCAGAAAGGAAUGACCGACAAGCUGGAUUUCUUGGAAGGAGACCAGAAGCCCGGUAAAGACGCAGCUCAGGGCGCAAAGAAAGCAAUGAACAAGAAGGGCCCCAACGCCAAGAGGAAGUUCAAGGACCAAAAGUUUGGCUUUGGGGGCAAGAAGAGUGGAAAGAAGUGGAACACCAAAGAGAGCUUCAACGACGUGUCCAGUUUCCGCGCCAAGGUGGCGAACGCAAAGGCCGGCAAGGGAGGGAAGAAAGGCAAAGUUGGAAAACAAAAUAAGCGCCCGGGUAAGGCCGCACGUAAGAAGAUGAAGUCUCGUUAGUAAGAAAUGUGUUCGGUUGACAGACUGGACUAAGACUUGCUUCGAGGCAGGAUUUCUCUCGUGUCUCCUCAGUUCACCUCAGGAGACGUGAAGGGGAAACCUCCUACAUCUGUUGUAUAAUAUGUGUUCUGUAUAAACGAGUCUGGAUUAAUAUGGAGGACCCUAUAAACCGUGUUCGAGACGUCAGAGGAAGCUUCAGAAAACAUCCUGCUGGUGAAGAAAGGACGUGAUCGGACCGCAUCAAGUUUCCCAAAACAAAGUUAUUUGCCCACGUUCAGUUUCCAGGAUGCUUGUGAAGAAUUUUGAAUGAGAAGAAAUUGUCAUAAACAAGUUUUUAUCA
Messenger RNA from Paralichthys olivaceus (Japanese flounder), 1462 nucleotides. It is a transcript of the gene ebna1bp2, whose product is annotated as EBNA1 binding protein 2. The record is from RefSeq and is a predicted model, not a curated record. Gene Ontology annotation, cellular component: preribosome, large subunit precursor; nucleolus; nuclear periphery. NCBI's taxonomy places the organism in Eukaryota, Metazoa, Chordata, Actinopteri, Pleuronectiformes, Paralichthyidae. Gene Ontology annotation, biological process: ribosomal large subunit biogenesis; rRNA processing.